AUUUAUCUUCAGUAGUCACCUGAGCUUUAAUGAAACUAGUUCUUUUUAUAAUCAUGAUUAAAUUAAUGAUCAUUUUGUCUCUUUUAAAUUUAGUUACUGCCGAAGGUACGGAAGUAUUGAGCCGUUGGUCAGAAAUUAAAAAAAUCGCGGAUCGAUUCCCGACGGCGGCAAUCGUCGUUGAAUUCAGCGCAAUCGAUUAUGUCGGCUGUAUCGGAGUACCGAUAUCGGAAAGACACAUUAUAUAUUCAACGCUCUGUCAUAAAAUUGAUAUUAAAAAAUCGGUGGUUAUUGUAAAUGAUGCCGUUGACUGGGAUAUUGAAAAUUCUUAUCGAUUUGUUGAAAGCUCGCGGUUCUUCGGAGCUCACAUAGCACUUCUGACGCUGAAAAAAAAAAUAAAAAGAAAUAUAACUUUCUAUAAAUUAUCGCCAUCUUUUUUGGAAUCGAGUUAUAACCUGAUGUCAUUUGGUCAACGUGCACGCUGUAGUUAUGAUUAUUCAAUCGAUAGUCUGGAAGCUGAUGAAAAUUUAUUGGAACAAAACGUAACUCGGUACAUGGAAUGUUCUGAUAUCAACUCCGAUCCUAAUUCAGUUAGAAUUUGUCGGCCUAAAUCUCUAGAUAUUGCGUCAGUUGAAAAUGGAUCACCAGUAAUUGAUAAUAAUUACACGAUCUAUGGAUUUAUUGAACAAGAAUGUAAAAUAAUAAAUAAAUUUCAUCAAAUUGCUCCGUAUUUUGAGGGCAUUAAAGCGAUAAUUAAUCGCGCCUUAAAUCAGCGGCAAUUAAAAAUACAAAAAUUAACUCAAAGAUUUACAAAAUCAGUUGUCAUUAUUACUGAAGAUGAUGAUAAUGGAUGUGUAGGUGUACCGAUAUCGCAACAACACAUAAUUUACUCAAAACUAUGCAACAAUAUUGACCCCGAUGCGCAGGUCGGGUCAAUUUUUGUCGCGAGCUCUAAUUGGGACGCAAAUAAUUUAUACCGGCCUGUAAUAAAACGCCGAGAAUUCGGUGGUCAUUUUAUUCUGUUAACGCUUAAAAAUAUUAUUGAAAAAGAAAUACCCCUCUAUCAAUUACCAUCAGUUCCAUUACAGUCUGAUGCUGAAUUAUUAUCUUUUGGUUACACUGCAUUUUGUUAUAACGACGGCGAGUAUUUUCGAGAAGGAAACGAUCCAUUUUUUCGCAAAACAGUUUAUUAUGAUCCAAGUGGGAUUUUAAGUCCUAGACAAUAUUUAAAUAAUCACUACUUAUUUCAAUUCAGUUAUUAUCUGAAGAUGAGCAUGGGAUCGCCAAUUGUCAAUAGUGAUAACAACAUAAUCCUCGGAUUUGCCGAAUUUGAAUGCAGCACUUUCGGUUCUUUCACAUCCAUAUCAAAUUACUCUCUUCAAAUAGCCGAAGCUGUCUUACAAGAUUUAUUAAUCCAUCUAUAAUUUCUAUUAAAUAAAUUAAUAACUAUCAAAACUUUACUUAUUUACCCCCCCCUCCCCUUAUUACCAAAAAUAUCAUAAAAACCUCU
Molecule: messenger RNA, 1507 nt
Organism: Microplitis demolitor
Lineage: Eukaryota; Metazoa; Arthropoda; Insecta; Hymenoptera; Braconidae
Exons: 6
Coding region: 30-1421 (463 amino acids)
Source: RefSeq, a predicted model, not a curated record